AUGAACAAUCUAGAUUAGAUGUACUUAAGCUAAUCAUUGAGAUUAAUAAAUAAUAAGGUUUUGUAUAGAUACUCUCUGUCCAAAUUAAAGACCUUAUUGUCAUUUUUGUUUGCCUUCCCAUGUUCAACAUCUUAACAAAUUAACAUCUUAGGAACUAUUAUCUGACUGGAUUAAUGCCAGAGUACAUAAUGUUCAAAAUAUUUAAAAUCAUUUUUAAGAGUGUAAAAUUUCCCUUGAUAGGCUAAUAAACGUGUUCCUUCCAUAUAAUAACUUUAAUACGCAAUAAUUCUCAGAAUAAGGACUUUUACAGAUUGACUAAUUAAUAAAAGGUUUUUGUUAAAUGGAAGAUGGUGAAGAAAAGUUAUUUAAACAAUUUAAAUAGUGGAUUGUAAGUGAAAUAUUAAAAAUAAAAAAGAAUCAAACAAAUUAAAAGUCAAAUGAUGAUUUGUAAAUUCCACUCUGUGAUAUAAACAAAUAAAUUUUAGAAUAACAGCAGCCUCUAUGA
This is a messenger RNA of Paramecium sonneborni, 505 nucleotides long. The record is from the annotation of a GenBank genome assembly. NCBI's taxonomy places the organism in Eukaryota, Ciliophora, Oligohymenophorea, Peniculida, Parameciidae.